GCAACACUGCCCAGCAUGGCGCACCACGACGUCGACUACGACAUGGACAUGUCCGACGAUGCAAACGAAGACCUCAACACCCGCUCCUCUCGCUCCACCCAUCCCUCACGCACCCAAGACCCGGGCAAGGCCAAAACCGCCACCACAACCUCCAGCAGCAGUCGUGCACAACGCUGGGAAGCCGGCGCGCAAAAGAACUGGGAUUUACACGAAGGCAGCGAUGGCAAUCUCACUUCUGUGCUGGGCGGCAUGGAAGAAGCCACCAAAAGACUACGAUUGCANAAAGAUACCACGCCACUGCAACGAGGCAUUAUACGGCAUUGUUUGCUGGUGCUGGAUUUGAGUGCUGCCAUGCUGGAGAAGGAUCUACGGCCCACGAGGUUUUUGCUCACGCUUACUUAUACCAUGGCCUUUGUUCGGGAGUUCUUUGAGCAGAAUCCCAUUUCGCAGUUGGGUAUCUUGGGCAUGAGAGAUGGACUGGCAGUGAGGAUUUCAGAGCUCAGCGGCAACCCCAACGAUCACAUUCAAGCACUGAAAGAGCUGCGGAGCACAGAGCCCAAAGGCGCAGCAAGUCUACAGAAUGCGCUGGAAAUGGCAAGAGCAGCUUUAUACCACACACCCUCACACGGCACUAGGGAAGUGGUCAUCAUCCUCGGCGCACUCAGUUCCUCCGACCCGGGCGACAUCCACAGCACCAUCAACGCCUGCGUAAAAGACAAACUCCGCGUCACAGUCAUCGGCCUAGCAGCCCAAAUGCACAUUUGCGCAGACCUCUGCGCGCGCACAAACGCAGGAGAUCAAAGCAGCUACAAUGUCGCCCUCGACGAACCGCAUUACCGCGAAUUGCUCAUGCAAAUCACCACGCCGCCUGUCAUGCGCACUUCUGCUGCUUCCUCUGCCGCAACUUCUGCUUCUGCGUUGCUGCAGAUGGGGUUUCCGUCGAGGUAUACCGAGGUUGUCGCUACAUUGUGUGCUUGCCAUGGUGUACUCACCCAAGGCGGAUACAAUUGCUCGCGCUGCAAUGCCAAAGUUUGCUCGCUACCGCAAACAUGUCCAGCCUGCGACUUGACGCUUAUUCUGUCCACGCACUUGGCGAGGAGUUAUCACCAUUUGUUUCCUCUGUUACUCUGGAACGAAGUCUCUUGGCAGCGAGCCACGGAAAAGAAAUCAAGCAGAUGUUUUGGCUGUUUAAAUCCCUUUCCNUGUGCCGCCAAAGAAGGCGCGAGCGAGAGUUCACGCUACGAAUGUCCUUCUUGCGAGCGACACUUUUGCGUCGAUUGUGAUGUCUUUUGCCAUGAAGUGGUGCAUAAUUGUCCUGGAUGCACUAGUGGCGGCGCUAUCGCGUCACAAGAAAAUGGAAAUGGAAAUGGAAUCGCAGACGUGGUCAUGAAUGGCAACGGGAUCGCCGUGGCAUAG
Messenger RNA from Aureobasidium uvarum, 1416 nucleotides. NCBI's taxonomy places the organism in Eukaryota, Fungi, Ascomycota, Dothideomycetes, Dothideales, Saccotheciaceae. The record is from the annotation of a GenBank genome assembly.